This is a messenger RNA of Daktulosphaira vitifoliae (grape phylloxera), 1984 nucleotides long. It is a transcript of the gene Dic1, whose product is annotated as mitochondrial dicarboxylate carrier. Gene Ontology annotation, molecular function: malate transmembrane transporter activity; oxaloacetate transmembrane transporter activity; thiosulfate transmembrane transporter activity. The transcript has 7 exons. The record is from RefSeq and is a predicted model, not a curated record. Gene Ontology annotation, biological process: succinate transmembrane transport; oxaloacetate transport; phosphate ion transmembrane transport. NCBI's taxonomy places the organism in Eukaryota, Metazoa, Arthropoda, Insecta, Hemiptera, Phylloxeridae. The coding region runs from base 296 to 1165 and encodes 289 amino acids.
AAUAUUCGCCCUUGAUUCUACUCAACUCUUCCAUUCAAAAAUUCAUUACCUCUAAUAAUUUAUGAACUAAUUAAUGUUUAUUGUUUUAUCAAACUAGUUUGAACUCAGAUGGGAGAGGUUGAAAAUUUUAUGUUCAUUUAUUUAAGAACAUUUAGAACAACCUAUGGAUAAUUUAUGUAUUAUUUUUUUAAGUUGAUACCUCAAAUUUUUAAUGUUCAGAUCUUGCUUAUUUUCUUAAUUAUUUUUUUAAACUUUUCUUAUUGUUAAGAUACUUUCAAAGUUUAAUUAGUACAAAAUGUCUACAAAUGACAAUAGUAAGAAACUGGCUAGGUGGUACUUUGGCGGCCUAGGAUCUGCUGGUGCUGCAUGUUGCACUCAUCCACUAGACCUUCUUAAAGUUCAUCUUCAAACACAACAAGAAGGAAAAUUAUCUGUGAGCCGUUUAGCUAUAAAAAUAGUUAAGGAACAAGGUGUGUUUUCUUUAUAUACUGGAAUUUCAGCUUCAUUAUGUCGUCAAUUAUCAUAUUCUACUGUACGAUUUGGAAUAUAUGAGGUUGGUAAACAGGCUAUGACAAAACCUGGAGAAAAUGUUUCAUUUUAUAAAACUGUUAUUUUAGCUUCAGUAGCUGGAGCUGCUGGAGGUUUUGUUGGUACACCAGCUGAUAUGAUUAAUGUAAGAAUGCAAAAUGAUGUUAAAUUACCAGUGGAUAGUCGGCGAAAUUAUAAGCAUGCAUUUGAUGGCUUCAUAAGAGUUUGGAAAGAAGAAGGGUUUACUAGACUGUUUUCAGGUGCAUCAACAGCAACAAUGCGUGCAGUGCUAAUGACUGUUGGUCAAUUAUCAUUUUAUGAUCAAGUCAAACAAAUGUUAUUAGCAACUGGUUUCUUUGGUGAUAACUCUACAACACAUUUUUUGUCAAGUCUUACUGCAGGUGCUGUUGCUACAACACUAACACAACCAUUGGAUGUUUUAAAAACACGUGCAAUGAAUGCUAAACCUGGAGAAUUUUCGGGUAUGCUUGAUUUGGUAAAGUACACUGCAAAGCUAGGACCUAUGGGGUUUUUCAAAGGCUAUAUUCCUGCUUUUGUUAGAUUGGCCCCUCAGACAAUAUUAACUUUUGUAUUUUUAGAACAACUUAGAUUGAAUUUUGGCUAUCAUAAAGUUUAAUAGAUGCCAGUAAUUAAUACUAGUCAUAUAAAUUUAAAUCAAAGAAAAAUUGUGAUGAUAAUUAUUUUCAUUUUAUGUUGAUUUGAUAUUUCUAAUUGAAAAUUAACUUAUGUAACUGUCUUUGUAUUCUUUAAAUUGAAAUAUUUGGUUGCUUAAAGAAUUGUAUUAAUAGUAUUAAUUUAAAUGGUGAGUUUUAGACGCGGUUACUAGAUUUAUGUGGUUUUCAUAGGAAAUUGGUAUUUUAACUAAAUUUAACAUAUUGUUAUAAAAAAGGUUUUUAUAAUAAAACUCAUAAAUUUAUUCUUUUAUAAAAUGAUCAUUUAUUUUCUUAAUUUUUAACUACAUUUUUUUGCUUAAAAUAUUACCAAAAUCUUUAAUUUCUCACUUCCUUUGACAUUUAGUAAAUUAUUUUAUAAUUUGUUAACUUCUCAUAUAAGCAUAACUUUAUAAAAAUUAGUAUUUUUGAGAUAGAAGAUAUUACUUUAAACUUUUUUUUUUUAUUAAAACUUUUGUUAUUAAAUACUCAACAAAUAGUCUAUUUUUAUGUAUUUAAAGGUUCAAUAACAUUUUCUGUGCUCUCUAGUUUAACAAAUAACAAUGCUCUUGUAGUUUUAUUAAAUAUCUUUUAAAUUAAUCAUUGUCAUCUUAAUACACAGAUUCUAUUAUAUUUAAAAAUAAUCAACAUUACUUUUAGGCUUAUAAUAUGACAUUUUACUAUUACUAAUUUUUAAUUUAUAAUGUAUAGAAAAUACCAUUCCAUAACUUUUUUUUGUUGAAAUAUGAUUUUUGUUAAAUUUUUUUCCAAAUUUAUUGUUAACU